Messenger RNA from Dunckerocampus dactyliophorus (ringed pipefish), 3094 nucleotides. It is a transcript of the gene mrm3a, whose product is annotated as mitochondrial rRNA methyltransferase 3a. Gene Ontology annotation, biological process: RNA processing. Gene Ontology annotation, molecular function: RNA binding; RNA methyltransferase activity. Lineage: Eukaryota; Metazoa; Chordata; Actinopteri; Syngnathiformes; Syngnathidae. The transcript has 4 exons. The record is from RefSeq and is a predicted model, not a curated record. The coding region runs from base 20 to 1369 and encodes 449 amino acids.
AGAAGACGAAAAGGCAAAAAUGGCGAUCUACAUGAAACACAUGAGUUGCCUUUUCCGCUGGGAGAGAGCUAUUUUCUUGUCAAGAGGGAGCGGGUUCAAUGUGGAAUGUAAACGCUAUGUGCGUGGGCUUAGACGGAAACCGGUCAGAGUGAUAUUACCCGAAUACGUAAAAGCGCCCCCUGCUGCAAUAGUGAAGGAGAAGAAGGACGUCAAAGUCCAAUUCAGAGCAGCAGAGCUUGAAAGGGGAGACUUGACGAAGACGAGGACCAGCAGCGAGAUAUCAUCAUCAACCAAAAGUGCUAAUAUGGUUGGUAAGAGUGAUCAAAUCGAUGGGCUUCGAUUCGAGAGGGCGUUCCCUGGGGAUAAAAGACUGGCGAGGCUGGUGAGUGUCGCUCGUUCCAGAACGUUCCGGGAGCAACAGGGCAAGGUCCUUCUGGAGGGUCGCCGGUUGAUCUGCGAUGCUUUGAAUGCGGGCGCCAUCCCUCAGACUGUCUUCUUCAGCACUGCCGAUCGCCUGCGGGAGCUCCCCGUAGACCAGCUGAGGAGGGCCACGCUUGUUAAAGUCAAAUUUGAAGACAUCAAGCUGUGGUCUGACCUUGUGGCCCCACAAGGAGUAAUAGCUAUAUUUUCGCGUCCCGAUGCAUCACGGCUGAGCUUCAUAGACAGCACACAUUCAGUGCCACUGUCCCUCAUCUGUGACAACAUCCGUGACCCUGGCAACCUCGGGACCAUGCUGCGUUGUGCUGCUGCUGCUGGCUGCCACAGUGUCCUCCUCACUAAAGGCUGUGUUGAUGUCUGGGAGCCAAAAGUUCUGCGAGCAGCGAUGGGCGCCCAUUUCCAUCUGCCCAUUUAUCCCAGUUUGAAGUGGGAGGAAGUUGAGGAUCAUCUGCCCAAAGAUGUUACAGUGCAUAUAGCCGACAGCACGAGUGGAUCAGAUCCAAACAGAGAAUCUCAAAUGAACACGACUCGCGCACCCUCCAAACCUGGUGACUACGGCUGGGUCAGCGUAAAGCCCGGCCACCAGAAGGCACACUUUGAGGAGUGCGACUCAGAGUCCGAUUCUGAUUCUGAAUAUGCGGGGCUUUCACUCCCAAGAGUGGAUGCCAAGCUGUACCAUGAAAACUGGGCUCAGAGUCCCACAGCUAUUGUAAUCGGAGGAGAGACUCAAGGUCUGAGCAUGGAAGCGGUCCAACUGGCGGAAAAGACCACAGGACACAGGCUUUUUAUUCCUAUUGUUCCUGAUGUGGACAGCUUGAACUCUGCCAUGGCUGCCAGUAUCCUGUUGUUUGAGGGCAGGAAGCAACUGUUAAAAGCAAUGCAAACUUCCAGGAGGAAGUGGUCAUCGAAGGCUGAACGUCAGCUUUCAUAAUGUCCAACCCCAUUGUCGAGUUUUUCCCUCUCUACUGAAACUUAAUAAAAUAACAUGUUUAUCCAGUAAUAGUCAAACUUCCUAGUUAUGCUCUGUGCAAGAGUCUCACACUCAAAUUAACUGGGGGCCACUAAACGGAGAGUCCGGGUAAGGCAUCAAGUGUUUCACAGAGAAAGUGUUUCAAGUAUUCCAAAGAAAAUGUAAAAGAUAAUUAUAAAAAUGAAAUACAUAUAAUGUAUUGUAGUGUUGCUGGAGUGCUUCUGGCUUCCCAGCAUGUUUUGCGGCACUUGUUUUGAUGUACCGUAGUUGUUUAUUUUCUAAGUUGGCUAUUACUUGCCCAGUGAAAAAGCCUCUUCCUUUAAGCAGGUUGAAGCUCUGGUCAUCUCUUGUGGGACACAUUAACACUUGACUUUGAUGUCCAGUAGGGCGCCAUAUACAGUAUAUGGUUGCGUGUUUGAGACCGCUGCCCUCGUGCAAAAGAAGUGCAUCACUGUUACUGUUAAGGCUUAGAACCCCCCUGUCUUAAAUGAUGAAUGAUGGUGUUAACCCGUCUCACAACUAAAUGUAACAUUGUUAUACAAGUGUAAAAGAGGUUAACCACUAUAAAUAAAACGACAACCUUGCUAACAUGUGACAUGUCCUGUCAUAUGCUGGAGUCCUAUUACAGAAUCUUCUGUUGCAAAAAAAGUGAACAAAUGCUCAAGAGACAUGAAAAAUUGAAGAGGGAUGAAAAGAAAGGCCGAGAGAAACUGAAAUAAUGAGACAAACGAAAGUCUCCCGAAAGCAAAGACCAGGAAAUAUGAUGAAGCGUAUGUAGCGCUUGGCUUCACCGACUACGGCUGGAGACAAGGGAAAAAAUGUUUGCAGCCGACAGCAUGAGAAUUAGUCGAUCAAAAAAUGUUUGUAGUUUAAGGAUGUACAUUUUUUUUUAUAUUUCAGGCAAAAUGAUGCACUUUAAUCUUUGUUACAGACUAAAAGUAAAGUUAUUCUUUGUUGUAAGUUGAUCUAUAUUUCCUUUUUUGCUUUCUUUAAUAAAGAUACAAUGUUAUGCAGAGGUGUACUGAUAACAAUUUUAUAGACAUACUAUUGACAGUUGCGGGGGAGAGGGAGGAGGGGCGCAAAACAUUUUCUUCUUCGUGAGGGGUGUGGGGGGACAUAACAGAAAAUAAUUAACUGCUUUACAGUGUGUGUAUGUUAGCAGCCCCGCCUCCCUCCCUCCCCACAGAGACAAAGGGACUGUAUGACUGACAAGAGGUUUCACGUCGUUUUAUGGAACACUCUAUCAAGUUUCUAUGAUCAAUGCACAGAGUGAAUCCUUUUCCUGCCUGUUUGGAGUUGAGAGACUAGGAAAACAGACAUGCAUGCACGCGGCAAUAUAUGGAGGCCGGCAAAAUUUGCAUGUUUUCCAUUUAUUAUGUGAUUGAUUUUUAUCGUAAGAAUUUUUUUUUUAAACAAGAAAUCUUGUGACAUUUUAAUCUUCUGACACCCCUACUGCACAGUGUUAAAAUAUGUAGGCAUUACAAUGUGUGCACGUUACAUAUGUAAGCGCUAUGUGUAUUAUUAAUACAGUAGACGGGAGCAAUGCUUAAAAUUUUAAUGAGUGUGAAGCCAGAACCAGGUUUCUCCCCCCUGUCCCAUUCAGCAUCUUUCUUCCUGCCUCCAGAAAUAACCUCAACAUCAUCUACUGACCUUCACAGAACAUCCUUAUUACAGUUUGGACAGGAC